Messenger RNA from Rhagoletis pomonella (apple maggot), 2424 nucleotides. RefSeq names its product scaffold protein salvador-like. Gene Ontology annotation, biological process: hippo signaling; apoptotic process; regulation of cell population proliferation. Gene Ontology annotation, molecular function: molecular adaptor activity; protein binding. NCBI's taxonomy places the organism in Eukaryota, Metazoa, Arthropoda, Insecta, Diptera, Tephritidae. The record is from RefSeq and is a predicted model, not a curated record.
GUUUCUGCACAUCGCCUACUAAUUCAAUUUGACAUUUUAUAAAUGUAAAUUUGUUCCGGUUGUUUAUUUCUUCACAACGAUAGAAGUCCUUUAUUUAUUUGCUGUGUUAUUAUUGAGUAGGUUUUGUAGCGAAAUUCAUUUCGAUCAUUCAAACUGAGCUUAAAGAACGCACAGGAAUUAACUCACUCUUAACCAAAAACUCGAACUACUAAAUUUUUGUAUUUGCAUGGCGAACAAUGAAAUUAUAAAUUUCAAUAUGAUUAUUUCGGUUUCCGGUAGCUAUUUAUGGACGGUGUUGCAGAUUGAAUGAACUACUUAAUUCUGCUGUGCAAUCGUAAACCGACGAUGUUGUCGCGACGCAGCAAAGAAAAGGCGACCGCUCACAAGGAAGGCGUGGUUGGUAAGUAUGUGAAAAAGGAAACGCCGCCUGAAAUACCAGUGAUAAAUGUUUGGACUUUUGAUGAGCAACGAGCCAAGCAUAAUAAGAAAUCACUGCAGCGUUGUGCCAGCACAUCACCCAGCUGCGAGUUUACUGGGCGAAGCUCUGGAAAUUCUAGUCGCAAUACGUACUCGUGCGGCAACGAUACACAGUUCAAUUCACAACCGGAUUACUACCAUGCAAGACGAGCACAAUCUCAAUUGCCACCUACAACAGCAACUAUGCGAUCGGUAUCACAGACCCGUCAGCAGCGUUAUGGCGUUACCGGUUUUUACGCACCAACAACUGUAGCAGCAUCAACCACACAACAUCCCCAUUUUUACUCGAGCAAUAACCUGGAUGUUAGUAGCAAUGGUCACGGUCAUAAUACUGCUAGCAACAAUAGCAAUAGUAGCAACAGCAACUAUGUCAAUAUUGAGCAGAUAGAUCGUAUGCGUCGCCAGCAAUCGUCACCUUUGUUGCAGCCAAAUAAUUCGGCAUAUGAACAAUUUCAUCGUAGACACUCUGCCAACCAAAAGCAUAGCAACUCAUAUGAUGGUCGAAUACGCGGCUUUGCAAGUGCUGACACAAAUGUGGCAUCAAUGACUGAUGGUAUCGAUUCCUAUAGCAAUAUGCUGCAGUUGCCUCGCGGCACUACACCGACACCACCGCAACAUUAUCCAACAAAUGCCAGUUAUGUCGCCGGCGCGGACUCUUAUCCCAUCUAUGAAAAUCCGUUUAGGGUAUCUUCCAAUGCUUCCGGCAGUAUAAUCAACAACAACCAAACAAUGAAUAAUUUCGAUAGUCGCUCAACCCUGUCCAGUGCAGAUGUUCGCUCUGAGUCACCUAUUUACAGUAACACAACUUUGGCCGUUUCAAACAAUAACAUUCAAUCGUCUUAUGAUCUGACUGCUGGUAAAGCAGCUGCCGCCUCUGUACAAUCUCUGUAUCAUGCACCGUCAAGACAGCUUCACACUCAAUCUGCCGGCAAUACAAACAGUGCCCAGAAUGUUUUACAAAAAGUGCCAUCACAGCAGUCCCUGGAGGAAGAAUUGCCACUACCGCCAGGCUGGGCCAUGCAAUACACUCUUCAUGGACGAAAGUAUUAUAUUGACCACCACACACAUACAACCCACUGGUCCCACCCACUAGAAAGGGAAGGACUGCCAGUCGGUUGGCGACGUGUUGUCUCCAAGGUUCAUGGUACCUAUUAUGAAAAUCAAUAUACAGGGCAAUGCCAGCGACAGCAUCCCUGCCUUACCUCAUAUUAUGUAUAUACUACAUCAGCCGAGCCACCCAAGGCUAUAUGCCCUGAAAUACCAGUUCCUUACACACCGCCAGUGCAUACACACAACGCACUGGUACCAGCAAAUCCGUAUUUGUUAGAAGAGAUACCCAAGUGGCUGGCGGUAUAUUCAAAUGCUGAUUCAUCUAAAGACCAUAUGUUGCAAUUUAACAUGUUUAGUUUGCAAGAGCUUGAGUGCUUCGAUGGUAUGUUGGUGCGUCUGUUUAAACAAGAGCUUGGCACAAUUGUAGGUUUCUACGAACGUUACAGACGUGCUUUAAUUUUGGAAAAAAAUCGACGCGCCGAGCAGGAGCGUUAUUUACAAGAGUUACAUACACAAGCCACACACCAAUAACACUUCAUAUGAACCGUUAUAUAUUCUAUUGGAAAAUUGUGGGUGCUGUGUUAUAUUUCUAUAUAUUUUUUUCCCUAUUUAAUACUUGAUGCUUACGAAUAUAAAGAACAUCUUAUAUAAUUAGACUGUCUUGUUCUAACGAACUGUGAACUGUUUUCGUACUAUCAAAUGUUAUAUAACUCUUAAGUAAAAGUUUUAUGUUACUGAUUUUAACUGAUAUAUUAUUUAUGUUUAAUAUUUAAGUUAUUUCGAACGUUUUUGUGAUUGGUUUUAUUCUUGCUCUUUUGAUUUAAGUAUAUAUUCACAUUUUCUCAUUUCAACUUAUAUGACUUUUUGCAGAAAAAAUAUAUAUAUUUAUGCAUGUGU